This is a messenger RNA of Phytophthora nicotianae INRA-310, 774 nucleotides long. RefSeq lists its product as hypothetical. The coding region runs from base 1 to 774 and encodes 257 amino acids. The record is from RefSeq and is a predicted model, not a curated record. Gene Ontology annotation, molecular function: microtubule plus-end binding. The transcript is spliced from 2 exons. Gene Ontology annotation, biological process: protein localization to microtubule plus-end; spindle assembly; regulation of microtubule polymerization or depolymerization. Lineage: Eukaryota; Oomycota; Peronosporomycetes; Peronosporales; Peronosporaceae. Gene Ontology annotation, cellular component: microtubule organizing center; microtubule plus-end; cytoplasmic microtubule.
AUGAUCGGCGCGUAUUUUGUUAGCAGGACGGAGCUCCUUGCUUGGCUGAACGCGUUGUGCGCGAUGGAGCUGACGAGCGUGAAGCAGACGAGCUCCGGUGCCGUGGUGUGCCAAGUGCUGGACGUGCUGUAUCCAGGCAAAAUCCCCAUGAACCGAGUGGACUGGACUGCCACGCAACCACACGAGUGUGUACACAAUUACAAACUACUGCAGCGGAUAUUUCUGUCUCUGCAGAUCGACAAGAAGAUACCUGUUGACAAGCUGAUUCACGGCAAGUACCAGGACAAUCUCGAGUUCCUGCAGUGGCUCAAGGCUUUCUAUGAUCGCCACGAGCCUCCACUACAGCCCUACGACGCCCAUGCGCGGCGAGCUAAAGGAAAAGGCGGUGUUCAAUAUAAUCAGAAGCUUAAAGGCGCUCUCGUGAAGAAGAAAGCGAGAGCUGCUACCCCGAAUCGACAUUGUUCGGCUGAAGUUAAGGACGCGGAGGUCGCUGCGGUGCUGGAGAAGAUGAAGGACAUGAAAAUCAAGAGUGACGGGCUGAUAGAAGAGAAGCAAGCACUUGAGGUAGAGCUCCACGCGCUCCGUGAGAAGACUGAGCGGAUCAAGGAUGAACGUGACUUCUACUUAAACAAACUGGAAACGAUUGCGGAGUUAGUACACAACGCCGAGCUAUCGAAGAGCACGAGUGCACAGACCAACCUGCUUGGUCUGUCAAUCCUCGACGUGCUGUUCGCGACGGAGGAAGAUGAGGAGGAGAACGAGUUGCCAUUUUGA